Messenger RNA from Dermacentor silvarum, 1047 nucleotides. It is a transcript of the gene Wdfy2, whose product is annotated as WD repeat and FYVE domain-containing protein 2-like. The record is from RefSeq and is a predicted model, not a curated record. Bases 1 to 1032 code for a protein of 343 amino acids. The transcript is spliced from 10 exons. NCBI's taxonomy places the organism in Eukaryota, Metazoa, Arthropoda, Arachnida, Ixodida, Ixodidae. Gene Ontology annotation, molecular function: protein binding.
AUGACGUCCCUCUACAGGAACGUAUUCUGGUUUGCGAAGGGCAUGAAAGAGUACAGCAGAGAUGAAGAGAAGGCGGAAAUUUUGAGGAAAACAAUCGCUGACAUAACAGAAAAUGAGUUGGUCAGCAAUAAAAAAAAAAAAUGCACCCUGUGUAGCAAUAUUCCCACUUUGUCAAAAGUUUUGUGGCAAUUGUUCCUCAGGACUGUCAGGGUAUGGCUGCGGAGAGACACUGGACAGUACUGGCCGAGCAUAUGCCUCACCAUGCCGUCUGCUGCAUCAGCAAUGGACUACAACUCUGAAACUCGAAGGUUAUUUAUUGGAAUGGACAAUGGCUCCAUAUCGGAGUUUCAAAUUUCUGAUGAUUUCAACAAGAUGACUCAUCAGAGGAAUUAUUUAGCACACCAGGGCCGGGUGAUGGGCAUAGUGUUCUCCCUCAUCGCUGAGUGGGUGCUGAGUGUGGCCAGAGACAAGCACUUCCUGUGGCACUGCUCCGAGACAGGCCGGCGACUUGGUGCCUUCCAGAGUGGGGCCUGGUGCAUGGCUCUCCAGUUUGAUGCACAGUCCAAGCAUGCAUUUGUCGGAGACUACUCUGGGCAGAUAACCAUGCUGAAGGUGGAGCAAACUGGCUAUAAGCCUGUCACUACCCUCAAGGGUCACUCUGGGAGCAUACGGUGUCUAACCUGGGAUGCAGAACGCAAGCUUCUUUUUUCUGGUGGCUUUGACCAGACCAUCAUUGUGUGGGACAUUGGAGGCAAGCAGGGCACUGCCUAUGAACUGCAGGGACACCACAACAAAGUGACGGCAUUGUGUUAUCAUAGUCCAGGAAAGACGCUUAUUUCAGCGGGCGAAGAUUCGAUGCUGGUUUUCUGGAAUAUGACAACCAAGAGGAUAGAGACUCCUGAGUGGGGAGAGAGCGACACGUGCCAACGGUGUUCUCGUCCGUUCUUCUGGAACAUCAAGGCAAUGGUGGACCAGAAAACGAUCGGGAUCCGACAGGUGAGCAAAAAGUGUUUUGCCUAUGGCCUCUUAUGAAAAACGCGGCUACUU